Molecule: messenger RNA, 1581 nt
Organism: Rhopilema esculentum
Lineage: Eukaryota; Metazoa; Cnidaria; Scyphozoa; Rhizostomeae; Rhizostomatidae
Molecular function (GO): oxidoreductase activity; zinc ion binding
Source: RefSeq, a predicted model, not a curated record
UCAUUCGCUCAAAUUAACACUCUUUUCAUGGAAUUUGAUCGCGGAAGCAAUCGACAAACUGAAAUUAUGAAAGCUCUUAUCAAAGAUGGCGAUUUUGAGUCUUACAAGCUAGCAACAUUGAAUAAACCUGUACCAAAUGAAGGGGAACUGCUCAUCAAAAUUUUGAAAGUGUCGAUUUGCGGGUCUGAUAUUGCUUUAUAUAAGUGGAAUGAUGUUGGCAAGAGCAUUGCUUCUCUCCCAUUUAUACCUGGGCAUGAAUGUGUUGGAAUGAUUGAAGCUAUUGGAGAAAACUGCCCACCAGAAUACAGAGAAGGACAGAGAGUAUGCUGUGAAAACCAUUUCUUUUGCGGAGAAUGCUAUCAAUGUUCCCAUGACCAGCAAAAUGUGUGUCAAAAUAUGGGGCAAUAUGGGCAUGGGAGAGGAACAAUGCAUGGAGGUUGCUCUGUGUAUUCCAUCAUUCCUGCACGCUACUGCUACAUUUUGAAGACGGAUAUUGAUGACAACAAAGCCUGCAUCUUGGAGCCCUUUGGUGUUGCUCAUAAUGCUUGCGAGGAAUUAAAACCACAAAAUGACACGGUUCUAGUGCAAGGAUGUGGUGCAAUUGGCUUAAUGUCUAUUGGUAUCAUCAAAUGGAUGGGAGCAUCGAAAAUAAUCGCUACGGAUAUUUUUGACCAAAAACUAGAGAAAGCAAAGAUAAUGGGUGCAGAUGUUGUAGUUAAUGGAAGAAAUGAAAAUUUGAAGGAUGUUGUUUUCAAGGAAACAGAUGGAAAUGGCGCGGGAAGGAUUUUGGAAGCCUCUGGGGCACAGCCUCUGGUCAACGAAUCAUUUCAAUUACUUCGAAAGGGCGGUAGAUGUGUAUUUGUUGGGAUUCCCAAGGAACCUCUUCACGUGGAAAAUGUCGGUCGCGAUAUUAUAUUCAAGUCACUUACACUGAAAACUGUUCAUGGACGAAAAAUAUUUCGAUCAUGGGAAGAAUCAGAAAAGCUUAUCCACGAAAACAAGGUUGAUGUUAGCUGCAUUAUCACCCAUGAUUAUCCAAUGAGCAAGUUUGAAGAGGCCUUCAGAAUUCUUUUUGAUGGUGAAGGGUGCAAGAUUAUCCUGGAUCCUUCCAAAUGAUGGUGUAAAUAAUUAUUUGACUCCAAAGAUAAUUGAUUAUUACGAAAUUACAAGCAAACAUGUCAUUAAAAUGAAAUUACAUUAGGAAUGAUAGGAUAAGUACUUUGGUGAUGUUAUUUUAUCUAAACUAUGAAAAAGUAUUGUUAUUUGGAACAAGCUUUUUAACCAAAGGUAUUAUUAUUUUCAUUAUCACAAUGAUUUUACAACAAGUCUUUUAUUAUUACAAGUUAUGAACAAAAUACCAUUUGGCUAAAGACAAAAUUUUAUUGCCUGGUAAUGGGUGUUUAUGAGUAUGCUUUAAAAGAUGAAAAUAUAUAAUUUAAACAGGUACACAAUAUCAUUUCAAUUUCCUCAAUAUGAAUGAGAACUACAAACAUAUAUAAAUAUCAAAUAUAUAAUAAAAAAUAGAAUAUAGACUAGAAAUGAGACAUUAUAGUCUGUCUGAUGAGUGCGCAAGCACGAAAC